Pelmatolapia mariae (spotted tilapia) is the source of this 3500-nucleotide messenger RNA. It is a transcript of the gene hnrnph3, whose product is annotated as heterogeneous nuclear ribonucleoprotein H3 (2H9). Gene Ontology annotation, cellular component: ribonucleoprotein complex. The coding region runs from base 1460 to 2668 and encodes 402 amino acids. The transcript has 11 exons. The record is from RefSeq and is a predicted model, not a curated record. Lineage: Eukaryota; Metazoa; Chordata; Actinopteri; Cichliformes; Cichlidae. Gene Ontology annotation, molecular function: RNA binding.
UUGUUGUCAGUUUAAUCUGAAUUUAAAAGUAAAAAACAGUCUAGUCUGUCACUGCGUCGACAUACCCGUAAAUGUUAAAAUAUGAGCUGAAUGCAAACUAUCCGGAUAGAUGCACCAGUAAACAUUUAAUCUCAGUGUUAACUUUUGCCAAACCUGUUGCUCUUGCAAAUCGGUUGACAAAAAUAGGAUUGAAGGGGAAGAUUCGGCAACAACUCGAGUGAUCUUAUUUAUGUUUAAUAAGCCAAAUUCCUUUAAAUUAAUUAUUCCUUCAGCUUUUAUUCACCAGAUUAAAGUUAAGGCCAUCAUGCCCACACUUAACAAUGAGGGAUUGUUAGUGCAGCCUAACUUUGUAUUUAAAUUCUUUUUAAAAUUCAUUUUGUGUGUAAAGCACACACGGGGAUGUUGGCUAUCUCAGGAUCUUGCUCACAAGUGAGGGCAGAAAGGGAUUGGCUGUCGGACUGAGGCUUUUUUUUUUUUUUGCAGUGAUGCAGAUGCUGAACCGGAUUUUUGUGAUAAAGAGAGACCUGAACGUGAAAGCAAAGCUGUCAAUUUACCGAUUGAUAUACGUCCUUACCCUCACCUAUGGUUACGAGCUCUGGGUUGUGGCUGAAAGAAUGAGAUCACAGAUACAAAUGGCGGAAAUUAGUUUUCUCCUAAGGGUCGCUAGCCUCUCUCUUUAAAAUGGGGUGAGGAGUUCAGCCAAGCCACAGGCAUUCAGAGUAGAGCCACUACUCCUGCACAUUGAAAGGAGCCAGUUUGAAUAGCUCAGGCAUCUGAUUUGGAUGCCUCCUGGGCGAGGUGUUCUGGGCAUGUCCUACUGGAAGAAAGCCCUAGGUAUUCCCAGGACACUUUGGAGUGCCUUGGUGUUCUCCCGAAUGAGCUAUAGGAGGUGCCUGGGGAGAGGGAGGUCUGGGUUUCUCUGCUUAGGCUGCUGACCUCACGAUCUGGCCCCAGAGAAGCAGGAGAAGAUGAAUGGUCAAGUAAUGCCAAGUACUGUUUGCAAGCCAGAAGCAUUAAAAACUUUCCACUUCAUUAUCAUUAACAGUGAAUGCACACAUUAUUAAAAUGCAGACCAGAAUGCAAAGAAAAAUAGUAAUAGCAAAUAGUAAUUCAUAACAAUAAAUGCAUUUUUUAUUUAUUUUAAGUUUGUUCAGUGUCCAGUACCCCCAGAGCAAAUGACCAGAAUACUUUUGGUCCUUUAUAUAGAUCUGGCACAGGACUCCACAUAGUGACCCACGCUUGUUGGUCAGCAAGACUAGAAGCAUAAUGUUUAGAGAUACACUAAAUAUGAUUUUUCUCGGCCGAUUCAGAUUUGUUUUUGAAGUCUGACCUGCCGAUUCCUAUUUUCUAAGAACAACAAAUGACAACACAUGGAAAUGAAUAUCUACUCGUCUUCAAUGCAAAAAUAAAGCUAAUAUGAGCUGCUUUCUUGCCACAAGGAGUUGCCACAGCAGUGAGGAUGUCUUUGAAUGAUGAGGGGUACGUGGUUCGGAUCAGAGGACUUCCCUGGUCCUGCACACAGGAGGAGGUGGCCAGUUUCUUUUCUGACUGUGACAUCGUGGGAAAAGUAAAUGGAGUGUGUUUCACAUACUCAAAAGAAGGCCGUCCGAGUGGAGAGGCAUUUAUUGAGCUGAAAACAGCAGAAGAUUUCAAGAAUGCUCUUGCUAAGGACCGUAAAUACAUGGGGCACCGAUAUAUAGAAGUGUUCAAGUCGAACCGUAGUGAGAUGGACUGGGUGCUGAAGCGUAGCGGUCCUGCUGACUAUGACAGCUGCAGUGGCUGCAUGCUGAGACUUAGAGGCCUGCCCUUUGGCUGCAGUAAGGAGGAGAUUGUUCAGUUUUUCUCAGGGUUGAGAAUCGUGCCAAAUGGGAUAACUCUGCCAGUGGACUACCAGGGGAGGAGCACAGGGGAAGCCUUCGUGCAGUUUGCCUCAAAGGAGAUAGCAGAAAAGGCUCUGGGGAAACACAAGGAAAGAAUAGGGCACAGGUACAUAGAGAUUUUUAAGAGCAGUCGUAAUGAAAUCAGAGCCUACUAUGAGGUGCCCCGGCGGGGAAUGGGAGCCCAGAGACCAGGGCCCUAUGAUAGACCAAUGAUGAGCGGCCCCAGAGGAGGGUUUUUUGGUCCUUCUCCUGGCCGUGGUGCCACCAUGAUGGAUAAUAUGAGGAGUGGAGGUGGUUACGGAGGAGGUUAUAGUAGCUUUGACAACUACAACGGGUUCAACAACUACUGUUUUGGCAACGGCAUGUUUGACGAGCGAGUGAGAGGAGAGAGGGGAGGAAGAGGAGUGGGAAGCCAUGGUUACAGUGGUCAGGGUGAUGUCGGCUCAGGCUUUCAUAGCGGUCAUUUUGUCCAUAUGAGGGGUCUACCUUUCCGUGCCACAGAGGGAGACAUCGCUAAAUUCUUCUCUCCUUUGAACCCGUUAAGGAUCCACAUCGAUAUGGCUCCCAACGGCAAGUCAACUGGAGAGGCAGACGUGGAGUUUCGCUCCCAUGAAGAUGCCGUGGCCGCCAUGUCCAAAGACAAAAACCACAUGCAACAUCGCUACAUCGAGCUGUUUCUUAACUCGACAGCCAGCGGUGCCGCUGAAAUGAGCCGUGGCAGCGGUGGUUACUAUAGUAACUCAGGAGGAGGAAGCUCCCGGAGCAGCGGGCUGCGAGGUGCAUACUGACGAUGUCAUCCCACAGCUCCAGUCCAUCCUGGCGUUCAUGUCACGUCUCUGAAGGCCACAUUUAAUCAAUGAGCGUUUCUAAGCAGGAAAGCUGACGGGAAGUUCCACAUUUUCUUUUUUUUUUUUUUUUUAAAAGGCAGAAUGAAAAAAGUAAGACACAGACAUGACCACAACGAGCACUAUUUUCACACUAUUCCUAGAAGCAUAUGAAGAACAACACGGCUUACACGGAGAUAAAAAAAUCCCGGAGCUGUCACAGGUGCUGAAUGUGGUCGACUGGUCAUGUCAAAGGGUUCAUGUUUCUUAAAAUUGAAGAUUGUAGUAGUUUAUCUGAAUACACACAAAUACAGAAAAGAUACAAAUUGCAGAAAGACAUGUCGUCUUUUGUAAUUAUAUUUUUUUGGAAUGGUAUUAAGAGCGUUACAUCUGAAUGCAUUAGUUUUUGACGACUUUAGUGGGAUGCACUUUUUUUUUUUUUUUUCAGUGCAGCAGGAGGAGCUUCAUCCCACAGAGCAACAGCUGUGGUGUUUGAUAUGUAAGGGGUGGGUGGAUUGCUUUGGUUUGGGUAUCUCGUUGCAAGUCUUCAUAGGUUGCGGUCUUAAUCAUCUUGAUUGAAGUGUGUUCAGAUAACAUCCAUUUGACCUUGACUUCAGAUCAGCUUUUCUGGUUGAGAAUGUUUUGUAAAUGUGAGCCUGUGUGUUUUUUAUGAAUGUUUUCACAGUUCAUUACAGAAUUUAAAAUAAGUUGAAAUAUUAUAUUCCACUCUCAAAGAGUGGAAUUAAAAUAAAGUCUAUAUUUGAGCUGUAAGAUAGCUUGUGCAGCUGUUGUACAU